GGAUUGUUUCGUGUUCUGAUUGGUUGAUAGGUCGAAACAUCGCCAAGCCAUAGCCGAUGAUGUAAUGUUUUCAGCUCAUUUAGUAUGCAUAGUCUCUGAAUCGAAGAUCAAGAAUUUUACCGGAAAAAAUCGUCCAAAAAGGAGGACGACUAGCUUAAGAUGAAACCAUAUAUGAUUAUUUUCUUUGCGUGUCUGGUGGUGUCUUCGUAUGCAGGAUCGAUUACAAGAAAUAAACGAGGUUAUUUAUCACGAACUGGACUAUGUCCCAAUCCAGCUAAUAACUUUCAAGUUAAAGACGUUCGUCUAAACUACUGGGGCAUGGCUGUGAUCAGAGAAUCAGACAACCCCACCCCGAGAUGCAAUGAGAAGGAGUGUGAUGAAGAUAGCCAUUGUGAUGGAAACAGGAAAUGCUGUUCAAACUACUGUGGUGCUAAAGUGUGUACUGUUUCAAUGAGAGAUCCUGAGCCUUGUAGCAAUUUCAAUUGUCCAAGUCAUCAAGUAUGCAAAGUACAAAUGGUAAAAUGUGUCAUGCCUGAUUGUCCUGCAGCUGAAUCAAUCAAUAGACCAACCUGCGUACCAAAAGAUGAACUUAUAACGGCUCACGCUGAUCAAUUAGGCGAUUACCAGCCUGAUACAGCAGCGGAUCUCCUGAAGACAGAGCCUCAGCCUGCUCAACCUCAGCCUGAAGCUCUGUCCUACACACAACAACAACAACAACAACAACAACAACAACAACAACAACCACAACAAACACCUUACGGUGACGUACAAUUUAAUGACGCGCAGCAAGCAGCACCCGCUUCACCUAGUGACCAGCAAGCUUAUGCAGCACCUAUGGAUCCAUCAAUGAUGGCUGCAGCAGCCCCGGCAGAAGUACCAAACAUCGUUCAAUCUCCUAUGGACAAGGCAGCUAGUUAUAACGCUCCUAGUCAAGACACAGCUCUGAACUAUCAAGCACAGCCAGCUGAAGCAGCCGCCGCCGCCGCCGCUCUCCCCCCACCAAUGGACCAACCUGCUGCGGACCAACCCCCUGAAAGUUUUCCUCAAGUUGUCGCGCAGCCACCCGCUCAGUGAUACACGAACGACAUAUAAACGUUAGCUGAAGCAGCUAAAGAAAAAUUCAUGGACCAUGCAGUCUGUUUCGAAUAGAAACACCCAAUUGUCUACACGCUAGAUCACGUAAUAUUUGACAAGUUUUUAUAACGCUGACAGUGUAGACAGUGUGUAUCGGGUAGUUAGUGGCAUUUUGUAACAUGGAAUGAUUUGGGAUGGUGCGAGGUGUUAGGAAGAAUUGUAUCAUGUAAAUAAACUUACUUUCUUUGUUAA
Exaiptasia diaphana is the source of this 1326-nucleotide messenger RNA. RefSeq names its product mediator of RNA polymerase II transcription subunit 15. The record is from RefSeq and is a predicted model, not a curated record. The coding region runs from base 160 to 1074 and encodes 304 amino acids. The transcript is spliced from 7 exons. Gene Ontology annotation, molecular function: peptidase inhibitor activity. Gene Ontology annotation, cellular component: extracellular region. NCBI's taxonomy places the organism in Eukaryota, Metazoa, Cnidaria, Anthozoa, Actiniaria, Aiptasiidae.